AUGGCGGAAGACAACGUGAGCAAGGAGGCAGAGGUGAGGAGGCACUUAGCUGAGAUGGCGGAGGCAGCAGAGCUGCACGGAAGGCUGGGCGUGGCGGAACUCCCACAGACGGACGAGACUUGCGCGCGCGGCUCUGACUUGCGCAGUUCGCAGGCGCACGAUACAGAGGCGGUGGACACUGUAGAAUCGCGCGAUGCUGACGCGCGCUGCUUAGAAGCACAGGACGCAGAAGUGAGCGAUGUGGAAAUGAACGCGAUGGAGGGAACUGACGUGGUAGCUGGGGACGAGCGGCGAGACGAGCAGCGAGACGAGCAGCGAGACGAGCAGCGAGACGAGCAGCGAGCGUGCGACGAGAACGACACCGACGGAACGAUCAGCCGUCGCACUCGCGCGCGGGUGUCGCUGGCGCAGACCCCAAUAGAAGAACUGGAGGUGAUGCUGGCGCGCGUGGCGCGAGACGCGGAGGAGGAUGAGGAGGAAGAGGAGUUUUUGUUUCAUGCGGAGGAGGAAGAGGAGGAGUACGAGCGGUUCCUGUCCGCCGUGCUGUUCCCCGACUCGCCUUGCGGUAGUGACCACGAGGGGGAGGAGGGGGAGGGUGAAGGGGAGGGGGAAGGGGAGGGGGGGGAAGGGGAGGAUGGGGCGGGGGAAGGGGAGGAUGGGGCGGGGGAAGGGGAGGAGGGGGAAGAGAGGGGGCUGGAGGGAAGAAGGGAGAGUGGAGAGGAGGGGGAAGGGGAUGAGGUGAGGUCUGGAGGAGAAGCAGGGGAUAGCAUUGGAAGGGGGCAGGGGACAGAGGAAGCUGUCGAUGGAGGAGAAGAGGAGAUCGGGGAGAAGGAAAACGGGGAGGAAGAGGAAGAGGAAGCGGGGGAGGGGGAGGGGGAUGACGAGGGGGGGGACAAAGAGGAGGUGGAGGAUGAAGAGGACGAGGAGGAUAUGGACUUCAAUAUCGACGAUCUGCUUUUAUUGGAGGGCGAUGAUCUGCUAAUGGACGGUGAGGAUGAACUGCUGGAUCUACAGGACUUUGUUGUGGAUGAGGAUGAUCUGGACGGAGGGCUUUUAGCGGGGCUGGAGGAUGAGCGUAUAGCGGAGAUGCAGGCUCAGGCGGAGGCAGAGGCAGCUGCUGAGGCAGCCGUGAGGGGUGAGGAGGAGGACGAGGAGGAGGGGGAAGGGGAGGGGGGGUGUGAGGCAGAGGGCAGGGGGAGGGGCAAGAGGCGCAAGUGCAUCCCUGGGGAGGGGCAGGGGGGGUAUUGGGGGCCGAGGGGGGGAGAGAUGGGGGGCUUGGAGGAGGGCGAGGAGGGGAAGGGAGGGAAGGGAUGGGAGAGAGAGGAGGGGCGGGAGGGAGAGGGGGGAGGGGAGGGGGCGCAUGAAGCCGCGGCAGGUGGGCAUGGGGCCGAGACUCCUCGGGCCCGCCAGCAGUCCCCUGCUGCCCCCGCUGUCCCCGAGGGUAACGCGCACGAGCCAGCCAAUGAGCGGGAACGGGGAGGGGCAGGAGAGAUGCGCAGCGAGGGGGUGGGGGUGGGAGGGGGAGCGGGUGUGGAGGUGGGGGUGCGGAGGUCAAAGCGGACCACUGCAGGGGUGUCUAGGAGGAGAGGCAAGGGGAGGGAGGCGGUGAGGAAGGACAGGAAGGGAGAGGUGGAGGGGGAAGGGGAGGGGGAAGCGGGAGGCUCCAAGAGGAGGCGGAGGACGAAGAAGGGGCGAGGCGAGGCAGUGAAGGAAGGGGACGGGGCGAUGGGGGGUGGAGGGGAGGCGAGGGAAGAGACAGCAGGUUGCAGAGGCGACAGUGCAGAAGCAGGUGGAGGCAGUGACGGUGCAAUUCCUGCCGCUGCUCAUCCACGUGCCUUGGUUUCUUCCGCCCAUGGCUCGGAUGGUGCUGAUGGUGGUGCGUCCCUAUCACCCCUAUCAGGCAGCCCAGCGGGGAUGAGUGGCGGGGCGGGCAGUGCCGGGCAGGGCAGGCGGAGGGGAUCCUCGGUAGCAGCAGCAGCAGGACCCAGGGCGGCGGGCAGGAAGGGCCGCGCAGGCAGAGCUGCUGCUGCUGCUGCUGCUGGUGCUGCUGGUGCUGGUGGUGGUGUGGGGUCAGAGGGCGCUGCUACUAUUGCUGCACACACUAGGAAAGCGGCUGCUGCUGCUUCUCCCGCGGCUCCUGCGGCUGCGACUGCGGCUGGUGCUGCUCCUGUUUCCGUGCCAAUGGCCCCGCCUCGCCUACUCCCCAUCGCCCCGCUCCCCACCGCGCGCUCCUUUGUGCCUCUCCCUCUGCCGACACACGGCACGUAUCCCUUCCAUAUUCGCCCCGUUGCAUGCCUCGCUCCUGUCCCUAUCCCCCCCGCGUUCGCGCCACAUCAGCGCGCCCAGCUGGCGGCGCUGCUGGCGUGUCACGUCCAGCUGGCAGUGCAGGUGUACGCGGCGUGUGUGCUGGACCCCUCCCGCUGCCAGGUGGCGACGGUGCUCAGGGGCUUGCUCGCACAGCUGGCGCAGUUGGGGGGAGGUGCUACUGGGGGAGGUGCUACUGGGGGAGGUGCUACUGGGGGAGGUGCUACUGGGCGAGGUGUUACUGGGGGAGGUUGUACUGGGGGAGGUCCUACUGCUGGGAUAGGUGGCACUAGGUCAAAUGAUGUGAGCGGAGUGUCGAACAGUGCAACAGCUACUGAUGCACCAGGGGUUGUCACACUACCUUCACUUCCCUCGCCUCCCUUGCAGCCCUCGUGCUCUCCUCCCACUCCUCCCCUUCCUCGCCCUCCUAUCUCAUCUCCUGUGCUGUGCCCGGAAGCUCAGGGCUCUGCUGCUGCCGUGGUCCAUACUGGUGCUGUUGCUGUUGCUGCCGCUGCUGGCGGGCGUGAGUCUGCAAGGCCAGUAUCGCGCCUGGCAGAAGCGAUUCCUAGCCUGGCGCUUCUUCCUUCGUUCCUGCUCUCCAUCGACAAAGUUCUUCACGAGCAAUCUAUGGACCCGCCGCUGAGGACAUGUGCCGAUGCUGUGGCUGUGGCAGCUGACACGCACCCGCCUGCAGCAGCAGCAGCAGAACAGUCAUCAUCAUUAUCAGCAGAAAGAGUAACAACUGUCGAGGCACCAGAAGCGACAGCAGCAGCAGAAGCGACAGCAGCAGCAGCAGCAGCAGCAGCAGCAGCAUCAGCAGUAACAGCAACAGCACAGGUGGUUGAAUCACAAAGAGUGAUGGCAGCCAGUGGUGCUUCUACCCCAUCAGUGUCUGCUGCACUCGAUACUGGUACAGACAUACUUGCGUCUGAUAGUCGAGGGAGUGAGAGGCACAGAGCGUGUGGUGGAGGGCAUGUUGAAAGAAGCGGUGCUGACGGAGGAGGGAAUGGGGGAGAGGAGACACACGGGGAAGGAGUUGAAGUGGAGCUGUUACGGAGAAGGGGGAGUGAGGGUGACGUGGGAAAUGGUAGGGAUGGUGGAGCAGAGCCGAUGGCAAAAGGGAGUGAAGGAAGGGGAAGAGGUGAGAGUUGUGGGAAAGAGUUGAAAGAGGUGGGGGAGGGGAAGGAGGUGGGGAAAAAGAGAGAGGUGGGGGGGCGGAUGGAGGCACAGGGCACGUCAAACGAGAGGGUGGGGGAGGGAGAUGGGGAGAGGACAGAAAGGGCGGAAUCAGAGGGUGGCGAGAGGGAGGUGCGGCGGCAGCGAGAUGCAGAGGGUGGUGAUAAUGAAGGUGCUGUUCAGCGGCAGCGAGAUGAAGCGGUUAGUCGAGAGCUUCCUCUGAGAGACACACGGGAGCAGCAGCAGCAGCAGCAGCAGCAGCAGCAGCAGCAGCAGCAGCAGCAGCAGCAGCAGCAGCAGCAGCAGCAGCAGCAAGUGGGAGGGAGUAAGAGGAAGAGGAAGCGCAGGUGGGUGCCCAUGUUCCCCGUGGCACUGCCUCCCGCCCUCCACCCCCUCGCCCCCUCCCGCAUGGCCUCUCCCCACAAGGCCCUUCGGUUGCUGCCCACCCAGAGCGUUGCUUCUGGGCGCCGAGCGGAGAAGGAGGGCGAGCAGGGGGGAGGAGGGCAGGAAGAGAAAGAAGGGGAAGAUGAAGGGGAGGAAGGCGAACGGGAGGAGGUGGACGAAACGGCGGUGUGGAGGGAGGCGGAGGAGGAGGAGGAGGGGCGGAGGGCGGGGGUGGGCGAGGUGGUGCGGGUACCUGGCGAGGUGGCGGCAGCCCUGCAGCCGCUGGCUGCUGUGCUUGACGCCACGCUCUUCCCCGUGGUGCGCCCGCCCCUGCUGCACCGCACCAUCUUCUCCCCUGCAGAGGACUGCCUGUUGGCCAUGGGCGGGGAGCAGCUAGGCACGGACUGGGAGGCCAUCCACCGCCGCUUCCUGCCGGGCAAGACUCCGCACCAGAUCUCCAUCCGGUGGAAGAACCGGUGCUCCUCACGCGUGCCCGACAACCCCAUCAAGCAAGUGUGGCGGCGCAAGACUGCUCCCUUGACCGACCACGAGGUCGACCAAAUACAAACGGCGCUGAACGCGUGGAAGCUGGACUGGCACGCCAUGAGCCGCGCUGUGAUGCCUCACCGAGACCCCACCCAGCUGCGCCGCCUCUACUCCGAUGCUCUAGCUGCCCGCCGCCUUGCGCUUCGGCAGCAGCAACGAGAGCGGGAGGAGCGGAUGCAGAGAGAAGAGCAGAUGGAGAGAGAAAGGGAGUGGAUGGAGAGUCAACAGUUGCUGCAGAGAGAGCAAGCAGUGCAAAGAGAGCAGGAGGAGCAAAGAGAACAAGACAUGCAGAGAGAACAAGAAGUGCAAAUAGAGCUGGAACUGCAAAGAGAACAUGAGUUGCAGGAGCAACAGAGGCGGGUGAAUGAGGAGAUUAGGGAGGAGGAGCAGAGGAAAUUGGAGGGGCUUGGUCAGUUCUCAGGUGAAGGGCACGGAGGUGACAAGCGAGGGGGCGAGAAGGGGGAGGGGGUGGCGAGUAAAGGGAGGAGCAGAGGGCAGGAUGGUGGGGGACAGGAGCAUGUGGAAGCAGGAGAAGAGCAGAAUGCAGGCACACAGUGUGAGGGGGUUCAUGUGAGAGAGCAGCCCGCAUGGCAGCAUGGUCCACGUGGUGACACAAGGGCUGACAUGGCAGUCAGUGGUGCCACGUCAGAUGCCAUCAUGCCAAAUGCUGCCACACCAAAUGCUCCCACACCAGAUGAGAUCACGGCAUACAGCAACACAGGUGGCAGCGAAGGAGGCACUGCAGCAUGCCACGUGGCAUUCCAGCAGCUCUUUCCCAACCGCCUGCAUCUGCUGCAGCCGCCCUUGCAGUCGUGCCCUCCCCAGGUGCCACCUGCCCGCUCUUUCACUGCAGCAAAUGCAGCUUCUGCGCUGACUCAGCCGCAAUUGACGCUGACUCAGCGAGCUCUGGAAGCAGGGAUGGAAGGGCCACGCCCGGGAAGUGGGGAGGUGGCAUCCGGGGAAGGUGUAUGUGGUGGGGGAGAGGUGAGGGAAAGAGAGGUGAGUGGAGGAGAGGUGAGAGGAAGAGGUGUAUCCGUGGCGGAGGGCGAGGAAGGGGCUGUAGGAGGGGCUAGCAUGCUUCUGAGAUGGUCCCUGCUGCAACCGACAGUGCCACAACCAGCAGUGGUACAAGCAAGACCCUUGCAGCCAAUCUCCGGGGGUGCAGGAAGAAAAGGGCAAAUGGAAGGGGAGGCGGUGCAGGAGGAGCAAGGAGGAGCUGAGAGCGAGGUGGAAGCAGUCGCGGAAGGAGGGGAGCCAGAGCAGCAGCUAGAGCAGCAGCAGCAGCAGCGUUCACAGCAGCAGCAGCUAGUGCAGCAGCAGCCGCCGUUUGUUCAGUUCCGCGAGCUGCUGCUGCGGGGAGUUGUGACGGGGACGAGUGGUGGUGGGCUCAUGGCGCCUGCUGCGACUCUGUCCGAUGUGACUGUAGCGAAGGUGACUGCAUUGCCCGAGGCAGCAGCACCCGUGGGAGGAGGGAGGGAAGCAAGAGACAGUGUAAUAGGAGAAGAGGAAGCACAUGCUGCUACAGUUGAGCGCAGCAGUGUAACAUCAGAGGCAGCAGAGGUAGCAGAGGCAUCAGGGGCAUCAGAGGGACGGUUGGAGGUGGCAAGAGCAGUGAGAGAGGAACCAGCAACAGCAGCACGUUGUGAAACAACAGCAGCGCCACAAGCAACAGAAGCAGAAGGAGCAGCAGAGGCAGCAGCAGCAGCAGCAGCAGCAGAAGCAACAGCAGCAGAAGCAGGAGCAGCACAAGCAACAGCAGCAGCAGCAGAGGCAGCAGCAGCAUCGGUGGCAGCAGCAGCCCCAGUGGGUCGAGGCAUUGACCACCACCACCACCACCCUUCUGCUGUUGACCUGCUAGCUGCUGCUGCUGCCGCCGCUGCUGAGUCGGAUGCACUGUGUGCUGAGUCAGAAGCCUUGCGUGCUGAGUCAGAUGCCUCGCGUGAUGAGUCAGAGACAGUCUGUCUUGUUGAUAACGAGGCUUUGUCCACUGAACCACUCGCUGCUGCUGGUGGUGCCGCCAGUGCUGCUGCAGGUUGUGCUGAUAAUAGUUGUGCUGCUGCUGGUAACCGUGUUGGCAGCAGUAGGCAUAGAGAUGAUGAGGGUGGUGGGUGUGAGGGCACUGGGCAGGGGGCACAGGGAGACCGGUCAGCACGUGCCCCGUCUUGUCACGCUCACGCUGCUGCUCAUCGUGAUAAUGACGCUUCUUCUGCUGCUGCUGCUGCUGCUGCUGCUGCUGCUGCUGCUGCUGCUGCUGCUGGUGCCGCUGACGGUGAUGCGGAUGCUGCUGAUGUUGAUGCUGAUGCGGAUGCUGAUGCUGUUGCUGAUGAUGCUGCUGAUAAUAAUGAUGCUGCUGCUGCUGCUGCUGCUGCUGCUUCUGCUGCUGCUGCUGCUGCUGCUGCUGCUGCUGCUGCUGCUGCUGCUGCUGCUGCUGCUGCUGCUGCUGCUGCUACCAACGACCCGCCUCCCACCAUCUUCAUCCGGGCAGCCUUUCUCUUGUCGCAACCCCUCUCGUCACAGCCCCUCCCUGCUCACCUCCCUCCCCCUUCCACCUCACCACCACAACCAUCACGUCCUCCUCUUCCUGUUCUCCUCUCUCCUACCCCCACAAAUACACCUCCCCCGGUUGGCCCUUCGUCUCAUCCAUCCCAGCCCUUCCAACCUUUCACCUACUCUCACUCCCCGCACUCCACCAUUCCCCCAUCUGCAUCUUCUCACUCCCCCUUACGUCCCACCCCUUCCUUCCCCACGCACCCCCAUCCUACGCGCCCCCUUCCCCGGUCUGCUUUCCAUACCCCGUCCCAGCCCGGCCUUCCCACCGCCUUCCUCCCAGCCACCCCUUUCUCUUUCCCUCGCCCCACGCCUUCUCUCUCCCCUUCCACCGCCCCUCGCCCCACUCCACCCCUCAAACCCACGCCCUGGCCCAGACCCCACAUGCCAUCCCCACCACAGCCAUCACAGCCAUCACAGCCAUCACAUUCACCACAACCCUUGCAACCUCCUUCCAAUGCGCCCCCCUCAUCCAUGCCCCUGCCCCCUCUGCCUUCCUCCACCACCUCUCCCUCUCCUCACCCCUCACCUGCUGCUCUGCCCUCUCCUGCUCCUCACUCCUCUGCUGCCCCACCCCCUGCCGCUGCCGCUGCUGCAGCCCCUGCUACUGCUGCUGCCGACCCUGCUUCUGCCACUGCUACUCCUGCUGCUGCUGAUUCCGCAGCGCCUCCCUUCCCGCGUCGCAGGAGGCGCAGGCGGAGGGGCGUGUUUGGGUUGCCGCCCACCCGGGGCUUGGGGGGGAUGGGGGGAGGAGCAGGUGCCGUGGGGGAAGGAGGAGCAGGCGGAGGAGGAGGAGGGCGGGGAGCGGGGGGAGGGGCAGGGAAGCCAUCAAGGAGCCUGGCGCCGAGUGCUGCUUUGGGGAAUGCUGUAGCGGGGAGUGCGGUACCAGCGAGUGCUAUAGGUGCGCCAUCUGUAGCAGCACUAGUCAAACCUUUGAAUGGGACUGUAGCCAAGUCAGCACCAGUAGCCACGUCAGCACCAGUAGCCACGUCAGCACUGUUGGGCAAUGGAAUGAAGGCAGCUAGCAGAGCAGCUGGAGCACCAGAGAGCAGGAUGACACCUGUGGCACAGAGACCGUUGGAUCUCCAAACCGCCACUGCCCCAUCCUCCAGAGCGCUUCCAGGCGCCACAACAACCCUCUCUGCUUCCUCCUCACGCACCCAGUCAAGGCUACAGCCGACCUACAGCCUCACCCACAGUCCAAACCAAAGCUCUUGGCUUGGUUUAUCCAAGGCAGGCAGCGGAGGCUCGGCACAGGUGGUUCGGCCUCGCCCCAUGCUUCCUGUGCCUGCCCCACCCGCUAACUCCACUCCCGCUGACUCCCUUCCCUCUGGUUCCGCUCCCACUGACUCCAUUCACCACCAGCGUCCAUCCAUCCGGGCCGCCUUCCUUGUUGGCCGCCCACCCGCCGUGUCCCCUCCAGCACGGAACGUGCAGCGAAAUCGCAUGUUGCAGCACCGGCUGCCUCAGCCAGGGGAGCCUUACUUGGACGAGCGUCGCAAGACAGACUGCGAACUCGCGAAGAGCCAUUUGAAGCGCGAGGAGGGGGGAUCCCUUUAG
Messenger RNA from Closterium sp. Naga37s-1, 8517 nucleotides. NCBI's taxonomy places the organism in Eukaryota, Viridiplantae, Streptophyta, Zygnematophyceae, Desmidiales, Closteriaceae. The record is from the annotation of a GenBank genome assembly.